Entamoeba dispar SAW760 is the source of this 633-nucleotide messenger RNA. RefSeq lists its product as uncharacterized. NCBI's taxonomy places the organism in Eukaryota, Evosea, Mastigamoebida, Endamoebidae. The transcript has a single exon. Gene Ontology annotation, cellular component: U5 snRNP. The record is from RefSeq and is a predicted model, not a curated record. The coding region runs from base 1 to 633 and encodes 210 amino acids.
AUGAGUGAUAAACAACUCCAACAAGAAUUACAAGAGGAAUAUACUAAAUAUCUUAGAGAUGAUUACAACAGGACUCAUGCAACUAAGAAAAACUUAACUGAAGUUGAAGAACAUAAGUUAAAAAGAAAAGAAGUUGAAACAGAUUGGAAUGAUGAUGAUUUUGAAGGAGAAGAACGUGAGGAUGAACUAACUGAAGAAGGGGCAAUAGAACCUUUUAAUCUUGAUAGAGAACGAGAAGAAGGUAAUUUUGAUCGUGAUGGUAAUUAUACAAAGUUUAAACGUGAGGAUGGAGAAAAAGAUAAUUGGAUAGAGAUGGUGGAAAACGAAAGUAAAAGUAUAAAAAAUGAAAAAAAGUAUAAAGAAAUAAAACUAAAAGAAGUUGAACGAGUUAGAAAAGAAGAAGAACGUUGCAGUAAUGUUGAACAAAACAAAGUUCAAAUAUAUCAACAAAUUAUUUCUCUAUUACUUCCUAAUGAAAAUUCAAAAAAGGCUAUUUGCAGGUUAAAGAAAGAAAAAAAAUUGGUUGAAAUGAAUCAGUUAAUUGAUGCUUGUGGUAAUCUUGUGGAUAUUGGUGAUUAUCUAAUUUAUGAGAAAACCAAAGAACAACUUCAGCCAUAUGUUACUUUACAUUAA